UAAUGACGACUACGGCCGUUAGAUUAUUCCAUGGCUCAGUUUUCGUAAAUCUCGAAGAGGAUUUUGGUGCUAUUCUGAAGUCUGAAGUCUGCACUCUCUCUUUUACAGUGAAUUCAUUCAAUCUUUUGUGGCGAGAGUAAAAUAGAGUGAAGGAGUAAUGGGGGAAAAUCGAAACCAAAACGAAGAUGAACAGAGAAUAAAGAGAGUGUUAGCUGAAUCAUAUGAUUAUGAUAAUGAUUCAAGAUGGGCAGAUUAUUGGUCUAACAUUCUUAUUCCUCCUCAAUUGGCUUCUCGUUUAGAUGUUAUUAAUCACUAUAAACGCAAGUUCUAUCAACGUUAUUUUGACCCUGAUCUUGUUGUCGAGGCAAUGCCUUCAGUUUCAACUCAGUCAUCGGCAUCAUCAUCAAGACCACCUGUUCAACCAGUGACAGAACAAGUGCGCCAAAGGGGCUCUGGUAGUAGUAGUACAGGGGGGAGUAAUAGAACAUCAGCAACUCCAACUGCAAACCGAGCUUUAAACCGCUGGGAUACACAGACAUUGCAGUUUUCAAUGAAUACUUGGGUACUUAUUGUGGCUUUGGUAGCUACUCUUCCUGUUAUACCUGAAAAUCUUUCACAAAAGGCGCAUAGGUUAUCCUUUACGGGUUGUUUAGUAACCUCCAUAUAUACUAUAUACGCGGUCUAUGGGAAACCUAGGGCAUGGACUCUGCAGGCUGGUCAAGUGUGGUUUCAGUCAGUAAUUCAAACUAAAUAUUUUAUGACCUUUGUGCACUGCCUCAUCUUUAUCAGGACCCGUGUGCAUUACAAAUUUGCCUUAAUACCUGUGAUUUGCCGCUCUCUUGAACUCGUGGCGAAGUUCCUAAGACGCAAUUUUGGGCAGUCUAUGUUUUACAGGAAAUACUUGGAUGAACCUUGCACAUGGGUGGAGUCGAACACAAAUAUCCUCAACAUACUGACUUCACAGGCCGAAAUUGGACUUGGAUUCCUCUUAAUUCUUUCACUACUCUCGUGGCAACGCAACAUAACUCAAUCGUUUGUGUACUGGCAGUUAUUGAAGCUCGUGUAUCACACUCCUGUAACCGGUACCUAUCACCAGAAUGUAUGGGCUAAUAUUGGUCGUACUUUGAACCCAUUGGUAAACCAAUAUGCCCCUUUCAUGGCUUCCCCAAUAUCUGCUGCUAAGAGAUGGUGGUUCAGGUGAAAAGAGAUACGCGAAUAAAGAAGAAUAAAGUAUUACAUCAAAAGACGAUGGGAUCAUUUGAUUAGAACAUAUGUCAAACAACCUUGAACUGUUAUCAUUGUUCUUAUUUCUUUGAUGAGCCAAUUUUGGCCAUGAAAUCCUUGUGAAACAGUAACAAUUUUUAUGGAUAAUGAAGGAUUUACAGGGUCAAAUCUUGUUAUAGUAA
Papaver somniferum (opium poppy) is the source of this 1406-nucleotide messenger RNA. RefSeq lists its product as uncharacterized. Gene Ontology annotation, cellular component: membrane; endoplasmic reticulum. The record is from RefSeq and is a predicted model, not a curated record. Bases 158 to 1201 code for a protein of 347 amino acids. The transcript is spliced from 9 exons. Gene Ontology annotation, biological process: membrane organization; endoplasmic reticulum tubular network organization. Lineage: Eukaryota; Viridiplantae; Streptophyta; Magnoliopsida; Ranunculales; Papaveraceae.